Messenger RNA from Parnassius apollo (apollo), 4956 nucleotides. NCBI's taxonomy places the organism in Eukaryota, Metazoa, Arthropoda, Insecta, Lepidoptera, Papilionidae. The record is from the annotation of a GenBank genome assembly.
AUGAGCGCACCAGACCCUUUAGUGCUUCAAGCACUGCAAGGCUACACACAAGAAUGUGACAAGUGGCCUGGAGCUCGAGUGGUUAAAAUUUACGUCGCAUCUGUAUACAAUGAAUUUCGAGAAGAAAGACGCAAUCUUCUUGAGAUGGUUGGACCGGAGCUGCAAUCAACAUACGACGAUCGACAUAUUGAGAUCGAGUUUGUUGAUAUGCACUACGGUACCGACGGUAAAGAUGAAACUAAUCCUGCGCUUUUACGAUACCAUUUAAAGGAAAUACAAUGCUGUAACCAUACAUCAAAAGCAGGAUAUUUUCUUUGUUUUAUUGGAGGUGAGGCAUCAAUGUAUCAACCUGUUCUUCCCUUUAAAAUUCCUAUCAACACGUUUGAAAAAUUAGUCAAAAUUAACUCGGCUCAGGCAGCUCUUAUUCGAGAAUGUUACAAGUUGAAUGGCGACAAUAUCUACCAGUUAGAAGGUGACGAAAAAUGGUUUAGCGACUUAAUAGAACGGGAAGAACAACGAAAGCACCUGUCGGCAAUCGAAAAAGCUUUCAAGACACUGGCUCUAGAAGCUUUAGAAGACAAAGAUGGCGUCGCUGAUUUACUACGAAGUCCAACCGAAAUACAAUGUGAGCUGGCUUUAGAAUUACUAUCAAAUGGAAAACAUUCAAAAGGCAUGAUAGUUGUUUUAAGAGAUAUUCCAGAUCUCGAACACGAUGAUUCUAAAUUGACAAUCAUAGCACAUGAUCGAUUAAUAAAAUUGCAAAGAAAACUUGAAGAUAUACUACCAGAUGGCCACAUCAUAAGAUUGGAGACGACUUCAGCUGAUUCAUCAAGGACUGAUGGAGCUUCUGAUAAUGACGAGAAACUGUCACCAUUCAGAGAUCGAGUUCAUGCUGUAGUCAGUGCAUUGAUAGAUGAUAGCUUAAGUACUGAGCCUGACCAAGGUAGAGGAAGGAAAAAGACGGUACAGGAAGUUUUCCUAGAGCAUAUUACUCAUCUUAGGAUAUGUAUAGAACAUAAUAGUCGUUAUAAAGUAACUGCUAAACAAAUUGAAGAUAUUGCUAAGGACAUUUUAACCAACGUAAAAGAAAAUUACGAAAACCGGUGUCGCCAUCCUCCUGUCCUGAUAUAUGGUCCUGAUGCUUCAGGAAAAAGCACUUUAUUGACGCAUUUGUAUUUUAAAUGUGAAGAAUUUUUUUCGAAACCCGUUUUGAGGAUUAUACGGUUUUCGGCAUCUACUCCAAGAUCGGCCUACAAUUUGGAAUUGCUCAGAGUAAUGUGCCAACAAAUAUCAAUAAUUUUAAAUAUUCCAGAAGGAUACUUACCAAAAGAUGCUAGUUUUGAUCCCUUAUAUAUAAAUAACUGGUUUCAAAGCCUAUUACGAAGGUGUGAAGAUAUGGAAAAUCAAAUAUUGCUAAUUUUUAUUGACAAUGUUCAUAGAGUUAAUCCUUUGGAAUGUGACAUAGUUACUGGAUUGUCAUGGCUACCAAUGUCCUUACCAAGAAAUGUAUUCCUUAUUUGUACAAGUGCUGUAUCUUUAGAACUAUUACAAUUGACCCCAGCCCAAAAGGAAAAAUUUAAAAUACAAAACUGUUACUAUUUGCUGGAUGCUGUCGAAGAGACAUGCGACAACCAAAGCUACGGAGAUUAUAUUGACGGUGCCUUUGAUAAUUUAGAGAUAGUGUUCGGGGCCAAAGCAUUUAGUAAAUUAGCUGGUUACAUAACCUGUUCUGAAUUUGGCCUUACGGAACUUGAACUUUUGGAGCUUUUAAUGCCUACUAGUAACAGUGACGCAAUAAUAACAUUACAAGAUGCUAAUUUUAACUUUUCUACCUUGUGCGUCACCAAGUAUAUGAUGAAAUCUUUGAUCGUGGAGAACGUUGUCUCUGGACGAUGUACAUGGCGAUGGCGAGCGGCCGCGGCUGGAGCAAGGGCAAGGCGGCGAUACGUGCGUGUACAAAGCGCUUUACGAGAUACACAUUCCGAUUUAGCUGCCCUACAUUUUGCAAAUUUUUUGCAAGAAUCUGAUGAUACCGAUACCUCUGAGGCUCAGGAAUUAGGUUGUGUGGAUGAUGAUGACGCUCUUCUUGACUCAACACCAUUCCACUCAGGCAGUAGAACUGCUGCAGCAUUUACACAGCGCCACGUAGAAGAGUCGUGGUUGCAUCUCUUGCUUGCAGGAGAUUUUUCAAAGUUAAAGGAUCUCACAGUGUGCAAUUUUGACUUUUUGCUUGCUGCUGUUCAAACGGUAACUAUAUCGUAUCUCCGCUGUAUAUUGGAGCAUGUCCGGUGCUAUAUCCUGGACCGAGAUGUUGAGCUAGUUUAUGGGGCUGUGAGGAAAUCGAGUGAUAUUUUGACUCGCGACCCGAUGCAAUUGGGAGCGCAGAUUAUAGCGUGGUUGCGACCUGCAAUAGCCCGGCGUGGAGUACUCGCUACUUUAGUCACAGCAGCAAUGGCGUGGUGUGAUGGUUAUGAUAAGCCUUUACUCGUGCCUCUAAAUGGAUGGCUUCAACCACCUAUAGCAUCGACCGUGCGAGUAAUGUCCGUGGGAGGAUCAACUGGAGCUGGAGCCCGCCUUUUGCAACUAGCGCCAUCUGGUCAACAUCUCGUACUUGCACCAUCUGCUGGCGACCCACAACUCUGGCAUGUCAUGUCUAACUCUCGAGUUCACACAUUUAAAGGACACUCUGGACGGAUACUGUGCAUGUGCGUGACUCGAGAAUCACAAUAUCUCGUCACCGGCUCUGAAGAUACAAGUGUCGUUGUUUGGGAUCUUCACACUCUGGCAGUUAAAACCAAAAUCUUGGAACAUAUCGCACCCGUAUUAUGCGUCGCUGCGAUUGUGAACCGGUCUUUGGUCAUCAGCGGCGGUGAAGACUCUGCAGUAAUUGUCGCGUCGUUAGUUGACGGUGCUUUGGUAACUAAACUCGAUCAUCAUAGAGGACCGGUUACAUCUGUGAAAGUGAUAUUAGAUGGUGAAAUAUUAGUAACUGGAUCUCAAGACGGAACUGUAUGCACAUGGAACGUUGAUAAUUUUACUCUAUUGAGCACUGUAUCUGCGGGUGUGCCUAUACAUGUAAUGGAUGUGACAGAUGAUAAUGUUUUUCUUAUAACGCUUCAAGGGGAUAAUGAAUUACAUUUGCGAACUUUUAUUACUGGCACUUACUUACAUCCAUUAAAACGACCCAAGGCAAAGAUAAAAUGUUUCUGCGUGGCCCACGAUUCAUCUCGGGCAGCUGUUGGUUGUGCUGAUCAGCGCAUAUACAUAUACAGUUUGCAUAGCGGUCAACUUCUGCGCACAUUAGCAGCUGCUCACGACCUAGCUGCACUGGCCAUCGCUGACAAAGACCACUUCUUGUUCGCUGCAGGUGGUCACAGAGUUACUAUAUAUUCUUUCCAUACGGAAGAUAAUUUAACAAACUUCCGGCCAACUAAACAAAUGAAAAGACGUCAAACAAAAUCUACUACUAAUAUAACUAUACUACAGGCAGAGCAAAGUGAGCUGAUACCUAUAAGCUGUCUUGAGGUGUCCCGAGAUGGUCAGUUAGCAGCCAGUGGUUGUGCACGUGGCCUCGUCCGCGUUUGGCAUCUUUCCACGCACCGAUUACAGACCACUCUCAACGGUCACAUUGGUCACAUUACAUGUGUUACAUUUUCGCCUAAUAAUUUGCUAGUGCUAAGUGGCUCAGAAGAUAGAACGGUGGUCGUUUGGCAACUGGCAGAUAACUCACCUUCUUUAACCUAUAAGGGCCACACAGCUGCGCUUCAGACAUUAUUGAUGAUGUCCGAUGGUCGUCGCGCUAUGUCCGGUGACAGAGCUCGCAACAUCCACGUCUGGCUUGUAGACUCCGGCAUUAUAUUGCACUCUACUAACGGCCCAUCUGCUAGCGUAGACGUAACAUUAAAUAUGAAAUUUGCAGUUCUGUCAGAUGGUGAUAAUUCGAUCCGAAUUUGGGCACUUACUGGUGGUGAUAGUGGAGAGGAACGACGUUCGGUAUCACAUGCAGAACGAAUCACGUGUUUUGCCCUAACAGCGGAUUCACAACAUGUUGUAACUGGUUCGAUGGAUAUGUCGCUCAAAGUAUGGAAAUUAGAUGGUGGAAAAUUGUCUCAGGUUCUAGUAGGUCAUACAGACAUUGUGACAUGUGUCGCUGUAUCUAUAACAAACAAGACUCAAGUUAUAUCGGGAUCCUGGGACUUUAAUCUAAUUGUAUGGGAUAUUAACACUGGUUCGGAUUUACAUUUGCUCUCAGGACAUAUAGGUAAAGUUACAUGUGUCAAGGUCACUGGAGAUGGUACGAUCGCUGUUUCAGGCGCCGAAGAUAAGACAUUAAUUAUAUGGGAAACGAAACGGGGAUUGGCUCUAACUUCAUUAGCCCUUCAUGUACCAUUACUAGGAUUCCAAAUUACAAGCGACUGUGCUCGCAUCGUAGUCCAUCUUUUAGAUAGAGGUUGUUUGCCCAUCAUAUGCCUACAUAAUACUCCUGCUACAUACGUUAAGAUACCAACAUAUGCUGCACCAACAAAAGACACAGAUGAACUACGUCCAUUAGCCCCUAAGCGGCCGAUGAGAAGAUUGUUGAAGAAAGAAGUAUCUCUAGAUACCUAUACAUGGCAAAAGAAGUAUGGUCAUCUGACGUCCGCUGCAAUGAUGGCGCAAGUCGAUGAACGAUUGAAAAGAAGGUUUUCAGUAUCAGCUUCAAUGGAAGAAAUAUCAAAAAUACAGGAAGCUAAAAAUAAAGAUUUGGGUUCUCAGGUGAGCUUAGGCCCCGAACAAGCGGCCAUUGCACAAUCGCAACAUUUCGAUCAACUUGAGGCGCUUUGGAAUAAAAUUUCGCCUCCACGACGUCGCUCUAACAAGUCUCUGUCUAAGCAAAGUUCGUUGAUCGAAAGUCGAUUCGACUCUUCUGAUGAAGAACAUACACCUGUUGAAGAACAAGAGCAUAUCGUCGAGUAA